UCUCGUCAAACAGCGUAUGGGAGUGGCUGUAGGCUAAGUUAGGGAAACGAAAGUGUUAGAUAGAGGAUGGCGUCUGCCUAUCUUGCUGACGAGGAAAAGCCCUCUAGUGACCCUGAAUCCUCCUCUGAGGCGGAAUCAGACGCCAGUGAAGAGUCUGACAGUGACAGUGAUUCAGAUGAAGGAGAUGGUUUUCAGUUGGAUGGGAACGGGCCCUGCAAGUAUUACAACAAAGGCCGGUGUCGGGAUGGUGAGAGGUGCUCUUUCCAGCACGUCUGCCAGUUUGCCCUGACAGGAAGCUGUCGCUACGGGUCCAAGUGUAAGCUGAACCACCCCACAGGCGGGGGGGAGCCCUCGGGGGCCAGCAACCGGGAUUCAGGCCGAUCUACGUCUAGUGGUGAGGAAGAUGCAAAGCUCACUGAUGGUAGAUGCUACCAGUGGCAGCUGAAUGCUGAAAAUGGUUGGAUGGAUGUUGAUAAUGAUCACAUCCUCGAGGCCCAGUAUUCGCUGCCUCACUGCAAAGGCAUUAAAAUCUACAACACACUAUACGGGGCAGUGAGUAUAGAUUUUAACCGGAUGAGAGUGGAUGGAAAGAGUCUGAGAGCGAGACGUUUGGAUGAUGGAAACACUGUGUGGAUCUGGUACUGCACACUGGGUCGAAAGUGGAUCAAGUAUGGAGACAAGGACUCAAAGGGCCACCCCAGUCCUGUGAAGAGCUCUGACAUAGAGAACAAGUUCCAGAGUAACCCAACAAGCUCUUUCACGUUAAACGUCGGUGCUAAAACCUCUGAGAUUAAAUUCAGCGAAAUGCGACAGGUGUCCAAAAAGAAAAAGAGAAAAGUAACUCGUCGACCACUGUUCCGACAACAGCCCGCAGGAGCACAAGCUUCUCAAGCACCAUUAGCUUUCCAGAAUCUUUCUGUGGGCUCCAAACCACAGUGGCAGUUUGAGGGGAACAGUGGAGCGUGGCAUGUGUUCAAACACAGGCAGAGAGGAACGUCAACUGAAUGCUCAGUAAUCAGUGAUGAGAUCGAGAGGAAGUAUCAGCAAAACCCCCAGAGCAGCAUGACCUUCGACGUGAAGGGACAGACCUACAAAAUGGAUUUUGCAGCGAUGAUCCAGACCAACCUGAACACCAAGCAUUCACGCAGGAUCCGACGUGUGCUGGUGUGAGAAUUAAAGGAGAUUUGGAAGAGCUCAAGAAGAAAAUCUAUAAAACAAUUGUGCAAUACCAUAUUUAUACAAUCAAUUCAAUCUGAGAUGUGUUUAUUUGGGGUAUUUGGAGCAAUAAUAUAAUAAUAAUAAUCAUUGUUAUGAAUUGACGUGGCAGUACAUUGGCGUCUUUACAGAAGAAAUACAUAUGAUUCAGGAUAAGCUGGAAUGAUGCCAAAGACUGUUCUUUUUUUAUUUGGAUUUUGUACAAAAAAAGCUUUGAAGUUUACCAGCUCACCUAAAUGCUGCCUGGCAAGUUUUACCUCAGAUUAUGGAUACUUUACACAUUUUCCUUUUGCAGAAUUGUGCACACACACCGUACAAAUACUUACUACCAUACUAUAAGAUGACAUUACAAAUAUUAGCUUAAUAAGGAAAAACACUCCUGGAAUUAUCAGACAUAUAUUUCACGUUACAUAUACACACUGCCUGUUAUGUUACAAUAUAAUUGAUUGGUUUGGAUAUAUGUCUAAUGCAAAUUCAAGGUAAAUAAUAAUUACCUUUUUUAAGUGUUUUAUAAAAGUCAGGGGGGUGCAUAAUGCAAUAUAAACAUGUCAUUAUUUCUGCUCAAGAUUCAAACUAUUGGAUCUUAAGGUUUACUCUACUUCAUACAUAUGCAUUUUCCUUCAAUAAAAAUGGAUCUAAUGUAA
Messenger RNA from Notothenia coriiceps (black rockcod), 1859 nucleotides. Its product is annotated as poly [ADP-ribose] polymerase 12. Gene Ontology annotation, molecular function: metal ion binding; NAD+ poly-ADP-ribosyltransferase activity. The coding region runs from base 67 to 1170 and encodes 367 amino acids. The record is from RefSeq and is a predicted model, not a curated record. The transcript is spliced from 10 exons. Gene Ontology annotation, cellular component: nucleus. Lineage: Eukaryota; Metazoa; Chordata; Actinopteri; Perciformes; Nototheniidae.